GCUUUGUGAGAAGACAGAAAAAUGUUAACGAGCUGUCCGUGGUAUUGAGAGACUUUAAACGGAGAUAAAAAUCACAUUUAAGACACUCAGGGGUUUUGGAUUAUGUGGAGACAGAGUCCAGGCCAUCUAGGUUCAACUAAAGGAUUGUGGAGGACAAUUUAAAGAAGCUUUUUUUUUUUGCGAACAAACUUUUUCACGCAUUUGAGGCGCACAAAGAACGAAACCAGUAAACUUUGGGAUCGAGAUAUGUCUCACCGAAGAAGCCGCAGCGCAUCACCAGGACGUUAUUCACGUUCCUGCAGCAGUAAUGAUCCUAGAGAUUUGGAGAGACGGAUUUUUGUUGGGAAUUUGCCGACCUCCGACAUGGAAAAGAAGGAAUUGGAAGACCUGUUCAGUCCAUACGGAAAGAUAGUCGGCGUAUCCAUGUUUCGUGGGUUUGGAUUUGUACAAUUUGAACGCGUUGAGGAAGCCGAAGCUGCAAAGGCGGCCCAAAAAGGUCGAAUAUAUAAAGGUUAUAAAAUAGAUGUAAAUAUGGCAGUGGAGCGACGGCAAGCUAAACCUCAAUCCCAGCAGAGCCCUCCACGAAGGGCCCCGUAUAGCAGUUAUGGCGACAGCAAGGAGCCCCGACCUCGAUCACGUUCCCCCGUUUAUGGUCGUGAUGGUCGCGAUGGACGUGAGCCUCGGAAUGGCCGUGAUGGACGUGAGCCUCGGGACAGCUGUGAUGAAAGAGGCUCAAGUCGAGAGCCGAGGUCAGGUGGCCACUCUCGUGACCCUGAUUACCGAUACCGUAGCUCAGAGAGCAGAGACAAGGACCUCAGAGGUGACCCACGGGAUCCUGCAUACAGCAGAGAUGACUACGACCGAUACUACCGCAGUGGUGCUGAAGACUAUUACCGGAGGAAGGAUGAACCCUACAGGGACCCUUACAGAGAUCCCUGGAAUGGACGCCGUGAGCCAGAGGAUGGUCGUGCUCGACCAGAAGAGCGUCGGCGUAAUGAAUUGUAUCGACAAUACUAUGAAGAACUCCAGCGGCGUUACGACACCGACCGUCCUGUCGAUUGUUCUGUGAUCGUCGUCAACAAGGCGCAAAAGGAGUAUGCUGAGACAGUGGGGCGAAAAGUCCGUGAUUUGGGCAUGGUGGUGGAUCUGAUCUUCCUCAACACAGAAGUGUCACUAACCCAGGCGCUGGAGGAUGUCGGCCGAGCGCGCACUCCCUUUGCCAUCAUCAUUACCCAGCAGCACCAAGUCCACCGAUCCUGCACUGUCAACAUCCUGUUCGGCACACCGCAAGAGCAUCGAAACAUGCCAAUGCAGGAUGCCAUGAUGCUGGUUGCCCACAACUACGACACGUACAAAGUUGAAAAUCGUGAAAAGGAACGUGAGGAGAUUGCCAGAAAGGCUGCCAAGAUGGCGGACGAUGUGUUAGUCAGGGAGCCUGACAGAGAGAGCCACCCCGUUUCUGUGCUCACUGCCAUCACACUGCUGUCUGAAAACAGGUUUAUAACACCAGAAGAACUGGAUAGCCUCAUUGGGUACCUGAAGGAGAAAAGAACCCGGCUGCUACGCAGCACUGUCGACCCCCUUGCAGCUGCAGUCCAUGUUGCAGCUCCUGCAGCAGUACAUCAUGACAUUCCACCCUCAGCUGCAGGACUGCCUCCUCCAUCCCAUUCUACUCACACAGCCCCACAGUCCAGCCAUCUGGGCCCAGCAGUCACUUCAAGCGCCUCAGUCAACCCCAGCCAUCAGCAGGAGCUGCAGGCUAAAAUCCUCAGCCUAUUCAACAGCGGCACGGGGACGUCAGCGGGCGCUGGAGGUCCAUCUGUUCCCUCCCAGUCGCAGGCCUACGGCUCUCUUGGCCCAUCCCCUUCCCAGAACCCACCACGUCUAGCCAUGCCUGGCCCUCCUCCAGCUGGAUCCCAGGGUUACGGCACCCCACCGGGCCGAAUGCCACUUGCACCCAGUGGUCAAAGACCGCUCAGCACCACUUCAGGUAUCAAUUUUGACAGCCCGAGUGUACAGAAAGCUCUGGACACACUCAUUCAGAGCGGACCGUCUUUGACCACGUUGGUGGGCGCGGCUGCCUCUCAGCAACCACCCCCCAGGCCGCAACCUGGCAUGGGCCAGGUCCCACCUAUGUCCAUGUAUCCCCGACAAAGCUUUUUUUUUUUGCGAACAAACUUUUUCACGCAUUUGAGGCGCACAAAGAACGAAACCAGUAAACUUUGGGAUCGAGAUAUGUCUCACCGAAGAAGCCGCAGCGCAUCACCAGGGCGUCACUCACGCUCCUGCAGCAGUAAUGAUCCUAGAGAUUUGGAGAGACGGAUUUUUGUUGGGAAUUUGCCGACCUCCGACAUGGAAAAGAAGGAAUUGGAAGACCUGUUCAGUCCAUACGGAAAGAUAGUCGGCGUAUCCAUGUUUCGUGGGUUUGGAUUUGUACAAUUUGAACGCGUUGAGGAAGCCGAAGCUGCAAAGGCGGCCCAAAAAGGUCGAAUAUAUAAAGGUUAUAAAAUAGAUGUAAAUAUGGCAGUGGAGCGACGGCAAGCUAAACCUCAAUCCCAGCAGAGCCCUCCACGAAGGGCCCCGUAUAGCAGUUAUGGGGACAGCAAAGAGCCCCGACCUCGGUCACGCUCCCCCGUUUAUGGCCGUGAUGGACGUGAGCCUCGGGACAGCCGUGAUGGAAGGGGCUCAAGUCGAGAGCCGAGGUCAGGUGGCCACUCUCGUGACCCUGAUUACCGAUACCGUAGCUCAGAGAGCAGAGACAAGGACCUCAGAGGUGACCCACGGGAUCCUGCAUACAGCAGAGAUGACUAUGACCGAUACUACCGCAGUGGUGCUGAAGACUAUUACCGGAGGAAGGAUGAACCCUACAGGGACCCUUACAGAGAUCCCUGGAAUGGACGCCGUGAGCCAGAGGAUGGUCGUGCUCGACCAGAAGAGCGUCGGCGUAAUGAAUUGUAUCGACAAUACUAUGAAGAACUCCAGCGGCGUUACGACACCGACCGUCCUGUCGAUUGUUCUGUGAUCGUCGUCAACAAGGCGCAAAAGGAGUAUGCUGAGACAGUGGGGCGAAAAGUCCGUGAUUUGGGCAUGGUGGUGGAUCUGAUCUUCCUCAACACAGAAGUGUCACUAACCCAGGCGCUGGAGGAUGUCGGCCGAGCGCGCACUCCCUUUGCCAUCAUCAUUACCCAGCAGCACCAAGUCCACCGAUCCUGCACUGUCAACAUCCUGUUCGGCACACCGCAAGAGCAUCGAAACAUGCCAAUGCAGGAUGCCAUGAUGCUGGUUGCCCACAACUACGACACGUACAAAGUUGAAAAUCGUGAAAAGGAACGUGAGGAGAUUGCCAGAAAGGCUGCCAAGAUGGCGGACGAUGUGUUAGUCAGGGAGCCUGACAGAGAGAGCCACCCCGUUUCUGUGCUCACUGCCAUCACACUGCUGUCUGAAAACAGGUUUGUAACACCUGAGGAACUGGAUAGUCUCAUUGGGUACCUGACAGACAAAAGAGCCCGGCUGCUACGCAGUGCUGCAGACCCUCUUACAGCUGCAGUCCAUGUUGCGGCUCCUGCAGCAGUACACCAUGACAUUCCACCCUCAGCUGCAGGACUGCCUCCUCCAUCCCAUUCUACUCACAUGGCCCCACAGUCCAGCCAUCUGGGCCCAGCAGUCACUUCAAGCGCCUCAGUCAACCCCAGCCAUCAGCAGGAGCUGCAGGCUAAAAUCCUCAGCCUAUUCAACAGCGGCACGGGGACGUCAGCGGGCGCUGGAGGUCCAUCUGUUCCCUCCCAGUCGCAGGCCUACGGCUCUCUUGGCCCAUCCCCUUCCCAGAACCCACCACGUCUAGCCAUGCCUGGCCCUCCUCCCGCUGGAUCCCAGGGUUACGGCACCCCACCGGGCCGAAUGCCACUUGCACCCAGUGGUCAAAGACCGCUCAGCACCACUUCAGGUAUCAAUUUUGACAGCCCGAGUGUACAGAAAGCUCUGGACACACUCAUUCAGAGCGGACCGUCUUUGACCACGUUGGUGGGCGCGGCUGCCUCUCAGCAACCACCCCCCAGGCCGCAACCUGGCAUGGGCCAGGUCCCACCUAUGUCCAUGUAUCCCCGACAUUACUGAUGCGCUGUCAUGAAUUACUUCACCUAAUGUGAGGUCCACCUCCCGCUCUAACACAAAUAGACACCACAUCAGUUGUGGAGUGAGUUUACCAGUUGUGUAUAGGUUGACUGUAGGGAUGUUUUGUAAAAGCUUUUAUGUUCAUUUUUUAUUCUGUUCUGGGUAUUGUGUUCAGUUUAUUAAAUAUGACGACUUGUCCAGACUACCUAAAGGUCUGUUUUUAAUUGGUAGCCAGAAGAUAAUUAUUCGGUCUUCUUACACACAAGUCAAACUUUGCGAUAUGAAGUGUGUGAAGUACACUAUAUUUUGGUUUAUGAUGGACUCCUUGGUUCUUUUCCAGCCAUGACCUGUUGUUUCAUAGUUUUUUUGAAUUUGUACCAUUGCCACUUUCAUAAUAAGACAUUAUUAAAAACUCCAGACACAAUUGCUGUAAUA
Chelmon rostratus (copperband butterflyfish) is the source of this 4545-nucleotide messenger RNA. RefSeq names its product nuclear receptor coactivator 5 (gene ncoa5). Gene Ontology annotation, cellular component: nucleoplasm. The transcript has 22 exons. The coding region runs from base 247 to 4113 and encodes 1288 amino acids. The record is from RefSeq and is a predicted model, not a curated record. Gene Ontology annotation, biological process: regulation of signal transduction. Gene Ontology annotation, molecular function: RNA binding. NCBI's taxonomy places the organism in Eukaryota, Metazoa, Chordata, Actinopteri, Chaetodontiformes, Chaetodontidae.